GUCUCCAAACAAGUUAACAAGGCAAAAUUUGGGUUGAAAUAAACUUGGGAAAUGGGGCUUGGAACAGGGAAUGAUGACUACAGGUUGACACCAACAUCUGAGGAUGAACUCAAAAAGACUAAAAAGGGAAAGAGGAAGAAGGAUGUGGAUGAACUGAAGAAAGAAGUGGAACUGGAUGACCACAAGCUGACAUUGGAUGACCUUUCUCGCAAAUAUGGCACCGACAUGAUCAAGGGCUUGUCUUCUUUUCGUGCAAAAGAGAUCCUGGAGCGUGAUGGGCCGAAUGCAUUGACCCCACCUCCUACAACUCCACAAUGGGUGAAGUUCUGCAAACAGCUCUUCGGUGGUUUCCAAACUCUGCUGUGGUUUGGUGCAUUCCUUUGUUUCUUAGCAUAUGGAAUCCAGGUUGCAUCUGUGGAAGAAGCGGCACAUGACAAUCUGUACCUGGGACUUGUGCUUGCGUUUGUUGUCAUAGUCAAUGGAUGGUUCUCAUUCUAUCAGGAAUCCAAGAGUUCUAAAAUCAUGGAAUCUUUUAGGAAUCUUGUUCCACAGCAAGCUCUAGUUGUGCGGGAUGGAGAGAAAAAGGUCAUCAAUGCUGAGGAGGUCGUUGUGGGUGAUCUUAUAGAGGUCUGUGGUGGAGACAGAAUCCCUGCUGAUCUGCGUAUUGUCUAUGCACAAGGAUGCAAGGUGGACAACUCUUCCCUCACUGGUGAAUCUGAGCCCCAGUCUCGUUCUCCUGACUUCUCCCAUGAAAACCCUCUAGAGACAAAAAACAUUGCGUUUUUCUCUACCAACUGUGUUGAAGGUACUGCCAGAGGGAUUGCCAUCAGCACCGGUGACCGCACUAUUAUGGGUCGCAUUGCAUCACUUGCCUCCAGCCUGGAAGGUGGACAAACACCAAUUGCUAGGGAGAUCGAGCACUUCAUCCACAUUAUCUCUGCUGUGUCUAUUUUCUUGGGUGUGACCUUCUUCAUCCUGUCCUUGAUCCUUGGAUAUGCAUGGAUUGAAGCAGUUGUUUUCCUUAUUGGAAUCAUUGUUGCUAAUGUACCUGAAGGUCUACCUGCCACUGUAACUGUGUGUCUGACUCUCACCGCCAAAAGAAUGGCAAAGAAGAACUGCCUGGUGAAGAAUCUUGAAGCAGUGGAGACUCUCGGUUCAACCACUACUAUUUGCUCUGACAAAACUGGAACUUUGACCCAAAACCGAAUGACCGUCGCUCACAUGUGGUUCGACAACCAGAUUCAUGAAGCAGACACCACAGAGAACCAGAGUGGCACCUCCUUUGACAGAAGCUCUCCUACUUGGGCGGCCCUUGCGCGUGUUGCUGGCCUCUGCAACCGUGCCGUCUUCCGUGCUGAGCAAAGCCAUCUCCCAGUCCUUAAUAGAGAGACAGCUGGUGAUGCCUCAGAGUCUGCCCUCCUGAAGUGUAUUGAGCUGUGCUGUGGUUCAGUCACUGAAAUGAGAGAGAAGUACAAAAAGAUUUGUGAGAUUCCGUUCAACUCCACCAACAAGUAUCAGCUCUCAGUCCACAAGAAUCCCAGUUCUUCUGAGACUAAACAUCUGCUGGUGAUGAAGGGAGCACCUGAAAGAAUAUUGGACAGAUGCUCCACAAUUUUAAUUCAUGGAAAAGAGCAGCCUAUGGAUGACGAAAAUAAAGAUUCUUUUCAAAGUGCUUAUGUGGAACUCGGAGGUCUUGGAGAAAGAGUCCUGGGCUUCUGCCAAUUUAACCUGCCUGAUGACCAGUUUCCUGGGGGUUUUGCAUUUGAUCCUGAAGAUGUUAACUUUCCCACUGAGAACCUGUGCUUUCUUGGUCUCAUGUCCAUGAUUGAUCCUCCUCGUGCCGCCGUACCAGAUGCUGUGGCCAAGUGCCGGAGUGCUGGAAUCAAGGUCAUCAUGGUUACCGGUGACCAUCCAAUUACAGCUAAAGCUAUUGCAAAGGGUGUUGGCAUCAUCUCAGAAGGCAAUGAGACUGUUGAAGACAUUGCCGCUCGCAUGAACAUCCCUGUUGGAGAGGUUAAUCCAAGAGAGGCUAAGGCCUGUGUGGUCCAUGGUGGAGAACUGAAGAAUAUGAAUGACAGUGACCUGGAUGAGAUCCUCCGUUAUCACACAGAAAUUGUGUUCGCCAGAACUUCUCCACAACAAAAGCUGAUCAUUGUGGAAGGUUGUCAAAGACAGGGUGCCAUUGUAGCUGUAACCGGUGAUGGUGUCAAUGAUUCUCCAGCUCUGAAGAAGGCUGAUAUUGGUGUGGCUAUGGGUAUUUCUGGAUCUGACGUAUCCAAACAGGCUGCUGACAUGAUCCUUCUGGACGACAACUUUGCCUCAAUUGUCACUGGAGUAGAAGAAGGUCGUCUGAUCUUUGACAACUUAAAGAAGUCCAUUGCCUAUACACUGACUAGUAAGAUCCCUGAGAUGUCACCCUUCCUCAUGUUUGUUGUUGUUGGUAUUCCUCUACCUUUGGGAACAGUCACCAUUCUCUUCAUUGACCUGGGCACUGACUUGAUUCCUGCUAUCUCCUACGCCUAUGAAAAUGCAGAAAAUGACAUCAUGAAACGGCAACCCAGAAAUGCUCAGAAGGAUAGGCUUGUGAAUGAGAGGUUAAUCAGUAUGGCAUAUGGUCAAAUCGGUAUGAUCCAGGCAGUAGCAGGGUUCUUUACCUAUAUCACGGUUAUGGGCGAGAAUGGAUUCAGACCCUCUUAUUUGCCGGGACUUCGGGUUGGCUGGGAAGAUAGAUCUAUUGGUGAUCUGGAAGACAGCUAUGGCCAACAAUGGACCUAUGAAGCCAGAAAGAUUAUAGAGUCUACAUGCCACACAGCAUUCUUCAUUAGUAUUGUGGUUGUGCAAUGGGCUGACUUGCUCAUUGUUAAGACCAGGAGGAAUUCCAUCUUGCAGCAGGGAAUGAAAAAUAAGGUCCUGAUCUUUGCUUUCUUUGAGGAAGGUGCUCUAGCAGCUUUCUUGUCUUACUGCCCGGGCAUGGACAUUGCAGUCAGAAUGUAUCCUCUAAGACCACUGUGGUGGUUCACUGCCUUACCAUACGCACUUAUCAUCUUUUUCUAUGAUGAAAUCAGAAAAUACAUCCUACGACGGAAUCCAGGAGGCUUUGUGGAGAAAGAAACGUACUACUGAAACAAGAAGACCUUCUACUGCACACUUAUGUUCAGAGACUCUCAAAGAAAAGAUCAAAGCGAUACAGAAUCUGGUGUUUUUCAGCAAAUAAAUUUAACACUGAAUGGA
Danio aesculapii is the source of this 3231-nucleotide messenger RNA. RefSeq names its product ATPase Na+/K+ transporting subunit alpha 1a, tandem duplicate 2 (gene atp1a1a.2). The record is from RefSeq and is a predicted model, not a curated record. NCBI's taxonomy places the organism in Eukaryota, Metazoa, Chordata, Actinopteri, Cypriniformes, Danionidae. Gene Ontology annotation, biological process: intracellular potassium ion homeostasis; sodium ion export across plasma membrane; intracellular sodium ion homeostasis. Gene Ontology annotation, molecular function: ATP hydrolysis activity; ATP binding; P-type sodium:potassium-exchanging transporter activity. Gene Ontology annotation, cellular component: membrane. The transcript is spliced from 22 exons. Bases 52 to 3123 code for a protein of 1023 amino acids.